AUGGGUAGAAAGGCUUUUUGCGUGCCAGCUUUGGUCACUUCUUUCAUUGCUUGGGUUUUGUUAUUGCUUUGCACAAUCAGUACACCAACAACCUUUCACACCUCAAGCCCUUUCAACUUCGUUCAAGCUACUCAAUUGGGCAACAUUACAGAUGUUACUGGAACGGGCGCAAGUCCUGAUCGUCUAUUGACAGGUUUGAAAUUGGGAAGUUGGGGUUACUGUACCGAAGGAGUGAUCGAUAAAGGUUACAAAUAUUGUUCAAAUAAUCAACAUGGAUACAAUAUCACCUUUAAAAGUGCACAAGAUAACUCACAAGCUGCUUAUCAAACUACACAGAUUAAAUCAAGUUGGACUCGUGGUUUGGUGGUCGUUGUUGUCGCAUUUGUGUUCGCAGUGAUCGGAUUCAUCUUAUCGUUCAUUCCUCAUUUGAUGGUCAUGUUGGUUGCUUCCAUUGUGCACUUCCUCGCUUUCAUUUUGGCAUUGAUCGCUUUUGCCAUUCAAAUCGCAUUGUACAUCUAUACUCGUAACAAGCUUAACCAAAUCACAAGCGGAAUCAGCGUCGUUCCUGGACCGGCAUUCUAUCUCACUUUGAUCUCUUUGCCUUUGCUAUUCUUUAGCGCUCUUACCGUUUGUUGCGGUUGGCGCAAAGAGAAGAGAGGCGAUAGUUAUCCUGCUGCAUAUGAUAAUUCUUAUGGGGGUGGUGGUAUCGGCAGCAAGUUCAGUAGCUUCAAGAACCGAUUCAGUCGUAACAAGGAUGUCAGCGGUGAUGGAUCGGAAAAGAUUCCAAUGCAAACCAGUAGACAACGUGUUUUGGAUGCGUACAAAUCCGAUGCAUAA
Meira miltonrushii is the source of this 837-nucleotide messenger RNA. RefSeq names its product pali-domain-containing protein. Gene Ontology annotation, cellular component: cell division site; plasma membrane; growing cell tip. The coding region runs from base 1 to 837 and encodes 278 amino acids. The transcript has a single exon. Lineage: Eukaryota; Fungi; Basidiomycota; Exobasidiomycetes; Exobasidiales; Brachybasidiaceae. The record is from RefSeq and is a predicted model, not a curated record.